Molecule: messenger RNA, 2816 nt
Organism: Tribolium madens (black flour beetle)
Lineage: Eukaryota; Metazoa; Arthropoda; Insecta; Coleoptera; Tenebrionidae
Product: calpain-A-like
Exons: 8
Coding region: 21-1493 (490 amino acids)
Biological process (GO): proteolysis
Cellular component (GO): cytoplasm
Molecular function (GO): calcium-dependent cysteine-type endopeptidase activity
Source: RefSeq, a predicted model, not a curated record
GUAGUGAUUUUUCCUCUAAAAUGGCAUAUUUGAGACCUAGACGUAGCACUUUUUACGAACGCCCAAACUACAAACGCCAAAAUGAAAAUGAAAUAGAAAAAAACGAAACAGAUAGAGUUCAAAACUAUGACUCUUUUGGAAAAAUCUUUAUGUUUGGAGAAUUCGGUCCAAAUUCAGAACCCUCAAAACCGCUACAAAACUAUGAAAUAUUACUAAAACAGCAUUUGAGAAAUAAGACAUGUUUUGAGGAUGAAAAUUUUCCGGCUGAAAGAAUUGCUUUGGCCAAGUUUCCGAAAAAAAUAGUUUGGAAAAGACCCAGGGAAAUUUGCAAGAACCCCAAAUUUAUCGUAGAUGGGGCCACCCGUUUCGACAUCAAUCAAGGCCAACUGGGAGAUUGCUGGUUCCUUGCUUCUAUUGCGAAUUUAACAACAAACCCAAAAAUUUUUUCAAUGGUUGUCCCUGAGAACCAAAAUUUUUCGGAAAAUUAUGUCGGAAUUUUCCAUUUCAGAUUUUGGCAAUACGGCCGAUGGGUUGAUGUAGUCAUCGACGACAAAUUACCAACAAUCAACAACCAAUUGAUUUAUUUAAAAUCGGGUGAUUCGGACGAGUUUUGGCCCCCAUUGUUGGAAAAAGCAUACGCAAAGUUUUACGGUUCGUAUUUAAAUAUCGAGGGUGGGAGAAUUAACGAAGCUUUGGAGGAUUUAUGUGGGGGGCUUUCGGAAGUUUUUGAUACAAGAAAUCCAGAAAUUUAUGAAUUAAUCCAAAUGUCCUUCGAUAAAGGAUCAUUUAUGGGUUGCUCAAUACCAUCCCAAAAUAACGGAAACGAGACACGUCAAGAUGGUUUAGUUGUAAACCAUGCUUAUAGCAUCACCGGUUUGUAUACUUUACAAUUAAAAAAUGAAAAAAUUCAUUUGAUCAGAGUGAGAAACCCGUGGGGUGGUAACACUGAAUGGAACGGUCCAUGGAAUGACAAUUCCGAAACUUGGAACUUAGUUCCAAAAGACAUCAGAGACAAAUUAUGGGUCAAAAGAAACGACGGUGAAUUUUGGAUGAACUUCACCGAUUUUAAAAAGUGUUUCACCUUCAUCGAUAUCUGUCAUCUUAACCCCACUUUCCAAGUCAACAACUGGAAUGUCUACAUGUUUGAGGACUCCUGGAGGCCCAAAAUGCCCAAAAAUCAGUACUUUUUAACAAUCAGGGGGCCCAAUGAAGUACACGUUGUUGUCGGUUUAAUGCAGAAAUUUAGACGCGAAUUGGGACAAGACGAAUUGCCACUUGAACUGCUCUUAUAUCCGGUCCAGAAACAAUCAAAACGUGUGGAAUCGAAACGCGUAACCAUAACGGGUGAACGCCAGUUAACCGUCCGGUAUGCACUUUAUUCUGGAUCAUACUGUAUAGUACCGAAAGUGGCGGGAAUCGACGAAUCUGAAGCGAGUUACUUGUUGAGGAUUUAUUCGGAUUGUGGAGUAACAGCGAAAAAAUCACCAUUAUAAAUCGCUAAAUCGCUAUUAAUUAAUCAACUGCUUUAAUUUUUAAUUAAUGUUUUAUUGUAUUAUGAUUAUUCAACAGGUAAUUACACUACAUUUACUUUAAUUCAUACUGAAAGUAACAGUGAGGCAAUCAGUCGAAGUAUUUCAUUAGUUUACAAUAAAUAUGUUCUUGUGCAGUGUCUAGGAUAUUAAGUGAGUUGAAAAAUUAGUCUAAAGCUUCCUCGAGUGACACUUUUGCAAAAAAAUUCGUAAAUAAACUCGUGAGAAUUUUGCUCACGAUUGCAAUAUAACCACUUUUCACGUCAUUAAAAACUUUCUCCCAAUUAUCAUUAAGGAGUUGGUUUAUGUUAUCACCUAGUGUCUUAUCACCAUUGAACAAAUUGUCGAAAUUGAAAAUCACCCGUUCUGGGUUCACUUUCAGACCAGUUUCAGUGAUUUUGAUAAAAGUUUUGAUAUUUUUUCUAUAUUUUUCGAACUUGGAAACAGCAUCCACAGCUAAAUUUUCUGGAAAAAAAAAUAUUUCUUUUUAAAUAAAUUAAAAUAGAGAAAAAUACUUGCAACGACUUUACUUUUGCCGGAUCCCUUAAUCGGCAAAAGUAGGACUUUACCGUCUAGUUGAUAAUCACAGUUACUGGUAAUAUUCGGAAAAAUCCCUGUUACAAAUAGGAUUUUUUUAUCAAAAUCAAAUCUGCAAGAAAUUAUUUAUAAAAAAAAAUUAUCACUCAUACUUACUCAAAACGUUCCAAUUUCAAUAAAUGUAAUCCAAAAAAUUGACAAUUUUUAAAAUUUUGAUCAACUGCAACCGCUCCAGACCCUUGCCCUACUGUCACUUCCGGUACUUCAAAAGGGUUCAAAUUUGGAAUAUUUACACUUUCAUAAGGUCGAUUUAACUGAGAAAUGCCGUUUUGGGCCGCUUUUAGUAUACACUGUUUCAAAUCGGGCUGAUUUCGGUUACAUUUUUGGAAAUUUGACGCUAAAACUUAUCCUUUAAAUUGGUGAAAAUUAAAAAAAAUGUUUUCCUACGACCCUAACAGAAAGUAAGUUUUUCCACCGUAAUUCCAAAAAGAAAAGUAGCUAAUUACCCUUCAGGGGGAUUGAGAUAACUAAUUUUGAAGUGUUUCUUGCUGGGUUGUAGGAAAAAUUUAUGUAUUACAACGGGAAAGUGUCUUUUGCUCCCUUGGUGGUUACUAGCUUCAAACAAUAACCUCGAUCUGUGGGAGAAAAAGGUACAAUUUCCUCCCUUGUAAUUUAAAUAACUCUUACGUAAUUUCACAUUUUCACAAAAUGUAAACCACAAAACGAGAAGAAUUAAACGAUUCAUUUUGA